AUGAGUGCAAAAAGAAUAUUUGUUGAAAAAGAUCAACAAACCUCUGAUGAUGAUGACAAGGAUCAAAAAGUUGUCAUCAAUUCACUGGAUUACGACUCAUUAGCUCAAAUUUUCAUGAUGCUGCCAGUACCAGAAAGGAUAGACAUUGAAGGAGUUUGUGUCAAAUGGAAAGAGGCAUGUCAACUAUCUUGGUAUAACACUAAAAAAUACAAAUGUGAAUCAUCAAUUGGACGUUCAUAUAGAAACCGUUUGUUGAUACAAUCAUACCUCAAGAAAAUAUUAUUAAGAUGUGAAAUAUGUUCUCGUUCUUUUUAUAAUGACCCUCUUUCUUUUCCGUCUGCUCUUGAUGAAAUAUCAAAGUUACAAUAUCUUGAACAUUUAAAAUUGUGUAUCGAAAAAUAUCUUGAAGAUAGUACAAUUAUUGCCAUUGCUAACAAUUGUAAAAACCUAAAAAGUUUAGAAAUCCGAGGUAGCAGUGCUAUUACUGAAACAGCUCUCGUUGCUUUAACAAAGUUGAAAAAUUUACAAAAACUAGAUGUAAGCUUUCUUGAUAUUACAGACAGCUUCAUUGAUAAAUUGAAAGGAUUAAAAGAAUUGCAUUGUGAUCAUUGCAAGAAGCUUACUGAAGCUGGGGUCAUUCAACUUAUAAAAAAUAACCCAGAUCUUAAAGACAUAAGUGUUUGGGUUUGUGUCAAAUGGAAAGAGGCAUGUCAACUGGCUUGGUAUGACACUAAAAAAUACAAAUGUGAAUCAUCAAUUGGACGUUCUUAUGAUAAUCAUGUUUGCAAUUCACAUAUCAUGCCAUUUGUUGGUGAAUAUUGUAAAAAUUUAACAAGUCUUGAAUGUGAAUUUAACGAAAAUACAUUAGUUCAUAGAGCUCAUCACUUUGUUGAAGCAUUUACACAGUUAGAUAAACUAAAAAGCCUAACAAUAACAGUGGAUAGUUAUUACUAUUAUGAAACAGUUAAUUUAUGUAAAAUAAUUAAUAGUCUUCCAGAAGAAAUUAAUGAACUUCAUGUACGUUCUCAACCUCUGAUCGUUGAGGAAGCAAUAACUGCUAUUUCAAACAAUUGUAAAAAACUUAUACGUUUAGAAAUAUUUUCUGGUUCUAUUUAUAAUGACCCUCCUUCUUCCCCGUCUGUACUUGAUAAGAUAUCAAGGUUACAAUAUCUUGAACAUUUAAAAUUGUGUAUGGGAAAGUAUCUUAAAGAUAGUACAAUAAUUGCUAUUGCUAAUAAUUGUAAAAACCUAAAAAGUUUAGAAAUCGCAGGCUGCAGUGCUAUUACUGAAACAGCUCUCGUUGCUUUAACAAAGUUGAACAAUUUACAAAAACUAGAUGUAAGCUUUCUUGAUAUCACAGACAGCUUCAUUAGUAAAUUGAAAGGAUUAAAAGAAUUGCAUUGUAAGGGUUGCACGGAACUUGCAGAUGAUGGUAUCAUUGAACUUAUAAAAAAUAACCCAGAUCUUAAAGAGAUUGAUGUCAGUCUGUCUUAA
Messenger RNA from Aphidius gifuensis, 1494 nucleotides. RefSeq lists its product as uncharacterized. Gene Ontology annotation, cellular component: SCF ubiquitin ligase complex. The record is from RefSeq and is a predicted model, not a curated record. NCBI's taxonomy places the organism in Eukaryota, Metazoa, Arthropoda, Insecta, Hymenoptera, Braconidae. The transcript has 7 exons. Bases 1 to 1494 code for a protein of 497 amino acids. Gene Ontology annotation, biological process: SCF-dependent proteasomal ubiquitin-dependent protein catabolic process.